UUUAUUGCUCAGCCAGCGUAGCUCUGGAAGUUUCAAAAACUAUCUAGUAUCUCACAGUCACUGACCUUCAAUCUUUGUUUUGGUAUAUUCUCUUUUGAUUUCACUAUUAUGGGUUCACAGGAAGAAGCUGGGCCUCGUUUCAACGAUGAGGUGAUGCCCAUCGCCGUCAUUGGGCUCGGGUUUCGAGGGCCUGGAGAUGCGACAGACCCCAGUCGCUUCUACCAGAUGAUUUUCGAGGGGCGAGAAGCCUGGAGCCCAGUGCCACAAUCGAGAUGGAACAAUGAUGCAUUCUACCAUCCAGAUGCAAACAAAAAUGGCACAUCGAACGUCGAGGGAUGCCAUUUCCUGACUGAAGAUCUGGCGCGCUUCGACGCACCGUUCUUCAAUUUGACUCAGGCUGAAGCAGAGGCCCUCGACCCGCAACAAAGACUCCUGCUCGAAUGUUGUUAUGAAGGACUUGAAAAUGCCGGUCUCCCACUAGGAAGUGUUGUGGGCAGCAACACAUCUGUCUUCGUCGGUGCCGCCAGCAGUGACUAUACAGAGAUGCUGCUUCGGGAUGCCGAGAAAAUGCCAUUGUACCAGGCCACCGGCAGCAGCCAGUCCCGCGCCAUGAUGUCGAACCGACUGUCAUAUUUUUUUGACUUUCGUGGGCCCAGCGUCAGCGUCGAUACCGCAUGUUCGGCAGGUCUUGUCGCCCUCCACUUAGCCUGUCAGAGUCUGCAAACUGGCGAGGCGGACCAAGCAAUUGCAGCCGGUGUGAAUGUGAUUCUAGGUCACGAAUUCUUGAACAGUAUGUCGACAAUGAGAUUUCUUUCCCCGAACGGCCGAUGCUAUACCUUUGAUGAACGCGCCAAUGGCUACGGCCGGGGAGAGGGUGUCGGCUGUGUAAUUCUAAAGCCUCUCGAACAAGCCCUGCGAGAUGGAGAUCCCAUCCGCGGUGUCAUCCGGAACACAGGAGUGAAUCAAGACGGUCGAACGGCCGGCAUCACCCUCCCGAAUCGCCAUGCCCAAGAAGCACUCAUCCGGCGUGUGUAUGAGAAAGCAGGCCUCGAUCCUUUGGAGACGAGUUAUGUGGAAUGUCACGGUACAGGUACCCGAGCAGGUGAUCCAUUAGAGGCGUCAGCGAUCGCCAGCGUUUUUAGUCCAGGCAGGCCGUCUCAUCGACCUUUAUGGAUUGGAUCAGUCAAAACGAACAUAGGACAUCUCGAGGGAGCAAGUGGGAUGGCUGGCCUUAUCAAGCUGGUGCACAUGCUGGAAACGAAGACAAUUCUGCCAAAUCGGAAUUUCGAGACCCCGAACAAAUCAAUUCCAUUUGCAGACUGGAAUUUGAAGGUUCCAACGGUCCCAGAGCCCUGGAGUAAUGACAAUGGCAUCCGGAGAGCUUCGAUCAACAGCUUCGGGUACGGUGGAACAAAUGUGCACUGCAUUCUAGAGGAGGCUGAAGGAUACUUGCGAUCUCGAGGAAUACCUCCAGCACAAUUGAGACCACCCACGGUUCUAUCGCACAAAGAAAGCCUCGUUCCCGGCGCAGUCAACGGCCACGGCUCCCUAUGUCGUGAGGGCGUUCUGCAAGAGGAUAUCUCCGAAAGUGCUCGUGUCUUUGUUCUAUCAAGCUUUGACGAGACGUCAGGGAAAGCCUGGGCCAAACGGUUAGCCGAUUAUCUUGAAAGCUUGCCUCGCUAUAAGGAUGGGUUUAUAGAUGAUCUUGCAUACUUGCUCAGUGAAAGGCGAACCAGACAUCUCUGGAGAGCAGCCUUUGUUGCAUCGUCGAGGGACCAAUUAGUUCAGGCACUUAAAGCGGACACAGUGAAGUUCACCAAAUCCAAUCCUGAACGGCCCCUUCUUGGGUUUGUCUUUACCGGUCAGGGUGCCCAAUGGCAUGCCAUGGGUCGCGAGUUGAUAGAUAUAUACCCGGUGUUCGAUCACUCCAUCUGCCGGGCUGCUAGACAUCUUCAGAAACUUGGCGCAGCAUGGGACCUGAAAGGUAAGUAGGAAAUAGAACUCCCAGCCAGUUCGUUUUCUUUCUAGACAUUUCUUUGACUCGAGACAUCUAGAUGAACUGUCCAAGACAGCAGAGGAGUCCCGGGUUAGCCGAGCGUUCCUGAGCCAGCCGC
Messenger RNA from Penicilliopsis zonata CBS 506.65, 2114 nucleotides. RefSeq lists its product as hypothetical. The transcript has 6 exons. The record is from RefSeq and is a predicted model, not a curated record. The coding region runs from base 109 to 1992 and encodes 627 amino acids. Gene Ontology annotation, molecular function: fatty acid synthase activity; 3-oxoacyl-[acyl-carrier-protein] synthase activity. NCBI's taxonomy places the organism in Eukaryota, Fungi, Ascomycota, Eurotiomycetes, Eurotiales, Aspergillaceae. Gene Ontology annotation, biological process: fatty acid biosynthetic process; secondary metabolite biosynthetic process.